Melampsora larici-populina 98AG31 is the source of this 1728-nucleotide messenger RNA. RefSeq lists its product as uncharacterized. NCBI's taxonomy places the organism in Eukaryota, Fungi, Basidiomycota, Pucciniomycetes, Pucciniales, Melampsoraceae. The record is from RefSeq and is a predicted model, not a curated record. The transcript has 6 exons. Bases 1 to 1728 code for a protein of 575 amino acids.
AUGGAACUGGAAGUUGAUGAUCAUGAUGUUCUCGCGGUUUUCUUGAUAGUAGACGGACAGGUCCCUUUGAGUCAGGCUACUCUUCUUGACAAGCACGUGCAGCAAAAGAGGUUGCGAGCAGAUGUCGAUCAAGAGCGAAUCAAACCCGCCAGUCAAAUCACUCGAGGACGACAAACUGGACCAUCAUUAACUCUGACUGUACCUCCUGUCAUACCCGCCAGUCCACCUGCGGAUGAAGUGCAAGUGCCUGCAGUCGACUUCUCUCAAUUUAACAAUACCCAGCUAACACACUUACUUUGGGAUGUUGGAGUCAACACGGCUCCGCUCAAUAGAGACGCACUGAUUAGUCAGUGUCAGGCUUACAACGACCUGAUCAUUGUUCCAGCAGAAUUCUUGAGUGAAGUCCCUGUUACGAAUCCGUCAACUCCUUUCGACGAUUCUUCAACCUUCACUGUACAAGUUCCUGUCAGUGGCUCCCAGCUUCAUCCAUCCACAGAACCAACUCUUACAAGUCAAUCAGCGACCUCAAUCGAAUCUUCGGGACCAAUUGAAGAUUCUGACUCAAGUGAUUUAAUUACCGAGGAGGCCCAGGUGGUACAGACCAACUCUGAAGUGCCACGUCCCAUGCAGCCGACAUCAAAGGUCUUAUCAUCGUCUGUCACCUCAACACAACCGACCAAUCUACAAGCAGACAGCGCCUCUUUGGAACCCAUCCCCCGCGUUUCCAGCCGUAGGACGUCUUGCGCUUCUAUUACAAAAGCAACUGUAGGUUCGGAUUCAUCACCCGCUUUGGUUCAAGGCCCAUCAUCAAAAAAAUCCAUCAAAGCGUCAAAAGCAAGACAGCCAUCUUGUACAGGCACAAGCGGCCGGCAUGAUGCUUCAAAGAUCCGACCGAAAGAAUCAACAUCAACUUUGUCUUUGGAUCCAAACAUCUCACAGAAGGGCAAGGGUAGGGAAGGGGUAUCUUCCAUGGACUUGGAGACUUGUUCCACAGUCAAAGACAUGUCGAGUGGUGAUAGUGUUGUGCGCACUCGCGCGUCCAUCAAAUCAUCCACGAAGAAGGACAAUUCAUCGACCACGAAUUCUCCCUCGGCGACUCCUUCCCAAAAUCUUAGUGAUUCUAGAUCAACCUCCAAACUUUCCGCUCCCAUCAUCCCGAGCUUAGAGCACGGCCGUUUGUCUUACCCCCGCCCAAAUCCAACUAUCCGAAAAUUGUCCUCAAAUUUGUCAAAACAGAAGUCAAACAAACAACAGCCGGAUGACGAUAAGGAAAGCGAGUGGGAGCUCAAUAGUAUAUCUGAUGGUCAAUCAGAUAUGUCAUCCAAUCGGUACUCAAAUCGUCAUCACCGCCAGAAAGUCAGUCACCGUCUUAAUCCUGCUUCAUUGGCAAACUCUCCUGCACCCUCAGAAAGGCCUGGAAGAUCCUCAACACACGCAAAGCCUGGUCCUACAACGUCGGGUACCGCCGCUCAUAUUACUGUUGAUGAAAGCAUUCAAGCUGAAGAAUGGACAUUGAGUGAUUUGAAACGCAAGGUUGCCGAAGAUUCAGUUCUCAUUCAGCGCCUUCAGCUUGAAACAAAUGAACUGAAUGAAAAGGUGGAAUCUUUGACCGCAGACUUGAGAUAUUUAUCAAAGACAGUGAGUAGCCUCAAGAUGGAUCAAGGUGAUAGUCCAAAGAAGACACGCGGUGGAUGUACAGCUUCCAACUCUCACUUUGAUGUCCUAUGA